AUGAAUAACGAAUGUAACUCAACAUCGUCUAAAUCUUCAUAUAUAUCCGAUGUGACUGAUCAUGGUUCAGGUAGUGGUACGGGUCAUAAAUCUUCACAAAUUGCAAAUAAAUGGCUUACAUUAAAAUUUGACCGAAAAGAAGAAAUUCCUUGUCCACGCAAUUCAUUAUUAAUAGAAGAAAAUGAUAAAAAAGAAAUUCGUUGUCCUGCAAGUGAUCAAUUACUAUGUAAUGCAAAAUUUCCUGAUUCAUUGAACAGAUUAAACAUAGUUGAAAUAUUUGCACAUUUAUAUGAGUUUCAUCCACCAAUAUAUACAAGCAUAACAGAGAAUUAUGAUACAAAACAAGAAAUAAUAGCAUCACAUCAAGAAAUUGCAACAACACAAGAUUAUAUUGGUUUUUUUGAAGAAGCUGCUAAAAAAGAAACAAAAUCAUUAUCAUCAUCAUCAACAACAAUCAAAAGAAGAAGCAUUGUAACACUUGAAUCAUCGAUGUCCUAUUUUACACGUGUUAAAAAUGUUUCAAAUAUUGUAUUUUAA
Messenger RNA from Rotaria sp. Silwood1, 537 nucleotides. The record is from the annotation of a GenBank genome assembly. NCBI's taxonomy places the organism in Eukaryota, Metazoa, Rotifera, Eurotatoria, Philodinida, Philodinidae.